Striga hermonthica is the source of this 2961-nucleotide messenger RNA. The record is from the annotation of a GenBank genome assembly. NCBI's taxonomy places the organism in Eukaryota, Viridiplantae, Streptophyta, Magnoliopsida, Lamiales, Orobanchaceae.
AUGUCCAAGGUGAAACACUUUCUGCGCAAGCUUCACAUCGGCGAUCACCAUCUGAGGCCUCCGGCCGCGCUCGAUCCUUCACCUCGGACAGAUUCUCCACCGGCGCCACAGCCGCCGGCCACCUCUUUGCCGUCGCCGUCUGAUUCGGCUCAAGUGGCGACGGAAAACGGGACUAGCUCGAGCGGCGGCAGCUUCAAUUUCUUCGAGGAGGAGUUCCAAAUGCAGCUGGCGAUGGCGAUUAGCGUAUCGGAUCCGGGUCAGAGCCGCGUUGACCCGGAGACCGCUCAAAUUAAUGCGGCAAAGCAGAUUAGCCUCGGCUGCUCCCCUUCCCAGAAGCCCUCUGAGUUUAUGUCGCUCCGAUAUUGGAGCUGUAAUGCUGUGAAUUAUGAUGAGAAAGUAGUGGACGGGUUCUAUGAUGUUUGUGGAGUAGAUUCAAAUUCGGUGGUCCUAACGAAAAUGCCAUCACUAGCUGAACUGGAAGCAAAUUCUGCCUUGGAUCACAUUGGUUGUGAGGUUGUUUUAGUGAAUCGUGCACUUGAUAUGGAACUUCGGAAACUUGAGGAAAGAGUGCAUUUUAUGUCCAUGAAUUACCAUGCUUUGGACAGGACCUUGAAUACUAGACUUCUGGUUCAAAAAAUUGCCAAGCUUAUUGUUGAAAGAAUGGGAGGACCUGUUUCUGACGUUGAAGACAUUGAAUACAUAAUUGAUCUGAUGGGAUCGCCGGGCACACUCAUUCCUGCUGAGGUACCUAGUGGUCAUCCACUAAAUUUUGGGUUAGAGGCAAGGAGUAUUUCCACUUUUGCUGGUACUGACAGCAUGUUGGGUACUGGAGAAUCUAAUGAAGGGAUUAAGAUUAGUUUCUUUAAACCAAGUGUGGAUGAAACUCAGAAAGUUGCUAGUUCAAGUUCAGAAUCAUCUGCCAUUGCCAUGAAAUCAAAUAUCAAAGGCGGGAAAAUAUCACGAAAAAUGCAGACCAAGCAGUUCGAACAUGAUCAUCGUGAUCUCUAUGUUCCACCAACUCUAUAUGAAGAUUCAUCAUAUGCUAGGAACUAUAGAUUAAACGGACUGGACUCAUGUCCUGAAGAUGCUUCCUAUUAUGCUUCUAGUGCCGCCAGGGAAGCAGAAUUCCAUGGGGAAGUUCCUACCUUAUGUACGGAGGAGUGUGCUCUCACACCCAAUAAUUUUUCUUUAAACAUGAAUAACGAUGAUAUUAGGGAAGACAAAAUGCUGGAAAGAAAUGGUCAAAUGAGGAGAGGCAGAUUGGUUGACCAGUGCCAUGCAGAGAUAAAUUUGACUACAAAUGAGCACCCUCUUGUACCUGAUACUGGGUUGCAGUUGUUUAACCUGUCCUGUAACAGUAGCAGAGAGCAGUCAGCUGUAGGAUUGGGUACACAACUGUUUAAACAGGACUCAGAAGGAAAUAACAUGGCUCUCAAUAUUCCAGGGGAACAAAAUGUGCUUGUGCGUGAUAGAAAUGAGGGGAUUAUGAUCGAUUAUGAUACUGUGAUUGGUAGAGAACUUGCUGAUUUUUCUGGAAAUGCAGAAGCUAUGUUAAUGUCUGGCAAUGAUCACUCAAAUGUUAACAUGAUCCACGACGUGCAAAUUGAUCCUGUGCUAAAUGGAGUUGCCGAGAUAUUAUGGGAGGAUCUUCAAAUUGGUGAACGCAUUGGUAUAGGGUCAUAUGGUGAGGUCUACCGAUCGGAAUGGAAUGGAACGGAAGUUGCAGUGAAGAAGUUUAUGAACCAAGAUAUCUCAGGUGAUGCACUUGCACAAUUUAAAUGUGAGGUUGAGAUCAUGAUGAGGUUGAGACAUCCUAAUGUUGUUCUUUUCAUGGGAGCUGUGACGCGGCCCCCAAAUUUGUCUAUAUUGACAGAAUUUCUUCCAAGGGGUAGUUUAUAUAAGCUGCUACACCGUCCAAAUAUCCAAAUAGACGAGAAAAGGCGUAUAAAAAUGGCGAUCGAUGUGGCAAAGGGAAUGAACUAUUUGCAUACAAGCCAUCCAAUCAUUGUGCACCGAGAUCUGAAGACUCCAAAUCUCCUUGUUGAUAAAAAUUGGGUGGUUAAGGUUUGUGAUUUUGGAAUGUCGCGUCUUCAGCACCAUACCUUUCUAUCUUCAAAGUCAGCUGCUGGGACGGCCGAGUGGAUGGCCCCAGAGGUCCUGAGGAACGAACCAUCUAAUGAGAAAUCUGAUGUAUAUAGUUUCGGUGUCAUACUAUGGGAGCUGGCAACUCUGCUAGUACCAUGGACAGGGAUGAACUCGAUGCAGAAACCCACAGGUACGGCCUUCUUUUGCACAGAUUAUUACCCGACUCAAGGGUCUGCAACGCCUCAGUGUAAAGCUGUAGAGAAUAGGGAAAGAGCUUGUUUUGGACCCAAAAAUCAAGCCCUGUCUGACUCCUUCCCCUUCUCGUGGGCCGCCGGCGACGCUGUAGAGUUCGGCUCGAGGCUGUUCGUCACGGGGGCCUGCUUCUCGCUGUUCGUGGGCCUUCCCGUUUCUUGGUUUGGGUCGGUUGGCCCCAAAUCCGAGCCCGUUAGGCUCGUUUUGGCCGCCGCUUCGAGUGGACUCUUUGUGGUGAUCCUUGCUGUGGUGAGGAUGUAUUUGGGCUGGGCCUAUGUUGGAAACCGGCUAUUGAGUGCCACUGUGGAAUAUGAAGAGACAGGUUGGUAUGAUGGCCAGAUAUGGGUAAAGACUGCUGAAGUUUUGGCUCGUGAUAGGCUUCUUGGUUCAUUCUCUGUGAAGCCAGUCCUGGGCCGGCUCAAGAACACGCUAAUUGUUCUCGGGUCAUCGUUGUUUGUUUGCAUACUCAUCCUCAUUAGCUCCGAGGGCUCCCAAAAAGCAGAGUACAUUACAACAUCACAAGAGCCCGGAGGAAGAGCCGUGCUCGGAAUUUACAACGAUGAUUCUGCAAGAAACUUUGAGCCUGAUGCUUUUUGUGGUGAAUCCCCUAAUGUUUCUUCUUAA